This is a messenger RNA of Oncorhynchus mykiss (rainbow trout), 2721 nucleotides long. Its product is annotated as interferon gamma receptor 1. Gene Ontology annotation, biological process: cytokine-mediated signaling pathway. Gene Ontology annotation, cellular component: plasma membrane. NCBI's taxonomy places the organism in Eukaryota, Metazoa, Chordata, Actinopteri, Salmoniformes, Salmonidae. The record is from RefSeq and is a predicted model, not a curated record. Gene Ontology annotation, molecular function: cytokine receptor activity; protein binding.
UCUGCGUUUUUCCAUGCAUGUUUCCGGUACUCGACGGACAUAUAGUCCAUUUUAGGAUAUGUUUAGUUUAGUUAACUGACUAAUAAUUUCUAGGAUUUCCCAUAGGGUAAGCAUAUAUUCUGCAUAAGUUUUUGGAAUGAAAUGAAACAGGGGUGUGUCUUUUCGAAGAAACUGUAAAGAAACACGCCUCCGUGUCAUUUACUGCCAAAGAAACUGCGUCUUACGACAACGACCGACCGAUACUAUUCUGAUAACACGUUUUAGCUCUGUGGUUAUGUCUUAUAAUUUAGGUUAAAGGUAGAUUGCUGUUUUUUUAUUUAUUUUUAUUUAUUUUUUAUUAAAUCUAAGAAUAAGUCUCUCAUUGUUAUUUCGGUUUCUUAAAUUUCGUGGAUUUGUAUUUGAAACGGCAUGAUGUUGGCUUUUUGUCGUUCAUUGAUAUUCCUAAUGGUUUUGGUCACGGCGGUUUCCACACUGGUUCCACCUCCAGAAAAUGUGACAGUGAGCUGUAACAACUUACAGACAACUGUUGAUUGGAACCACAGUGAACUGCUUCAUCGACCUCUCUUCAAAUUGAAAAUAACUGGUGAUCACAGUUCGUGGGAGAAUUCCACUAAACAGCAUCAUUAUGACCUCUCCCCCUUGAUGUGGAAUGCUAAAGAACUGGAUCGCUACUUUGUGAAGAUAACGGCCAUUGAUGAAAUGGAGGAAUCAGCAUCUCAGAAGUCCUCGAUAUUCACAUUUAAUAGAUACCUUACAGCUGACAUCCACUGCAAGUUGGAUUUCCCUGCUGUAAAAGUGUCAAUGAAGGAUAUGAAGGUCACAGUGAGCUUCGACAACCCCUACCACCUGUACACAGAACUGAAAGAGUCUCGCAUGGGUGACGAUGACAAACGCUUCCUAUCCCAAGUAACCUAUGAAAAUACUAAUCACACGUUUGAGUGCCAGAUAGAAGACAAAGUCUGCCGUCAUGACUUCACAGUCCUGGGGAACAAGGAGAAGUACUGUGUUAGUCUGGAGGGGAAUUCAAUGGGCCACCGAGUUAUGUUCAACAGAAAAGGGCCCAUCUGUGUCAAUGAAGACAAAACAGUUUCACUGGAAUCAUUUUUGCCAUUGAUCAUCAUUGGCAUUGUGGCCUUUGUAGUCUUUGUGACAAUAAGACUCUGCAAGAGAAGCAUGCGGAAAAGAAACUUGUCCAAUUUCCCAAAGACUUUGGCUUCAAUCUUAUCAAACUCACACGACAAGAAUAUAAUGGACCUGCAAUUUGAGAUCAUAGCGCACAUCAGUGGCAUAGAACCAGUUACCACCACAUCCCAGAGCCUGUUGGAAACUUCAGAAGAGGAGCAGGAACCGGUUGAGAGUCCGACCAAUAGCGUUGGAUUUUCGGCUAACCCCUUUAGUUCUGGGCAGGUGGGAGAGGGCUUAUCGGACAGCAGGAGCCAAUUACGGACUGAGCUUCAGGUGACACAGCCAUACUCUGUGCUGCUGUGUGGAGAUGACUCCGAGGAAUCAGAGGACAUGGAUUCCACAGCUUCUGGCUAUGACAGACAACACAUUCCUCUACAAGAGGUGGAGGUGGAGAUGAGUGCAGGAGAUGUAGUGGUGGGCUAUGGCUUUGUGUGAUGUAUUGUCUCUACCUUCUUGCCCUUUGUGCUAUUGUCUGUGUAAUGUUUUGCGGCUACCAUGUUGUCAUGUGUUGCUGCCAUGCUAUGUUGUCGUCUUAGGUCUCUCUUUAUGUAGUGUUGUGGUGUCUCUCUUGUCAUGAGUUCUGUCCUAUAUUUUUAUUUUAUUUUGUAUUUUUAAUCCCAGCCCCCUUCCCUGCAGGAGGCCUUUUGAUAGGUCGUCAAUAUAAAUAAGAAUUUGUUCUUAACUGACUUGCCUAGUUAAAGGUAAAAAAAAAUAAGUAGAGAAAUGUUUAUGAAUUUUUGUACAUUUUAUUUAAAACUUUUUUUUAACAAGGCAAACCCUAACCCGGACGAUGCUGGGCCAAUUGUGCACCACCCAAGGGGACUCCCGAUCACAUCAGGUUGUGAUACAGCCUAGAAUCGAACCACCUCUAGCACUGAGAUGCAGUGCCUUAGACCGCUGUGCCACUCGGGCUGACUCGGAGAACAGUCAGUGACAAAGUGCUCAAAGCCUCCAAGAUGGCAGGCAGUUAUACACCUGUACCACUCUUUCCACCUGAGCCAUUUAAGGAUAACAAUAGGGAUCUCUGACAACACUGGCCAACCUGUCAUACUGGAUUUACGACCAGCUUUAUUUACGUCAACCACUCUUCCAUGAAAAUAUGACCUUGUGGAUCAACGGCACUAAAGAUGUAGCACUGUAGGAUAAAAUACACCAAAUAGUAUGUAUCCAAGCUAACCGACUAGGCUGUGAGAUGCAAGGCAAAUAUCACCCACGACAUUGGCCAUCCACUGAAGUUGCAUCAAUUUCUUUCAAUGUUUACCAAAGCUUCAGGCCAACUGCCAUUAACCUGGUUAGAUAAUGAUUGCCACUCGGUAUGUUAUUUUCUGUGGUAUUUCUGUUUUUAAUGGUCCCUGGGAGAUUUCUGUAAGUCUAUCGCCAGUUUAAAUCUGUGUGCUGAACUAAUCUUCAGUAAACUUUACUCAGGAUGUAAAAAAUAUUUUGGGUGGUUGGGCAUUGAAAUAUAAUUGAAUAACCAAAUGAAUGUCACACACACAACUGUAAAAUAAAACAGACUAAGUAUUUAAUUUUUCUCAA